CAGAAUCCCACCUGGAAAGGGAGUAAUGUGAAAGGUAGGGGAAGAGUUUGCGGGCCUCCCUAGGACUGAGGACCAGGGUGCCCUCCCAGCAGGUCUCUGUGUCUUCCAGCGCCAAGCUGGAACCAGAACAGUAACAGAAACACAACCUGGCUGUAGAGAGUGGAAAUACACAAAGACACACUUUCCUCUGUGUACAGGUUGAUUUCAGAGGAAGCAAGGAGCCAGGUACCCUGGCAGAACCGAGCCCUGAGCACACAGUGGGCUGUAAGUUAAUGCUUCCUUGCGUCACUCAUUCUGAAGGGAGACCUGUGUUUACAUUUAGAUUCUGUGCUGCAUCCAUUACAGGGCACCAACACUAUCCCAUGGACUCUUCGUUCAUUAUCUGCCUUGCUAUCUCAAUUCAAGCCAUGAAAGCAGGAAACCAAAGUUUCAGGACAGAUUUUGUACCGGUGGGUCUUUUCCAGUAUGGCCAAAGGGACGCCCUUCUCUUUGGGAUGGCCAUCCUCUUUUCCAUAUCUCUGAUGAGGAAUGUCACCCUGAGCCACCUCAUCCAAGUGGACACCAGGCUCCACACCCCUGCGUACCUUCUCCUCAGCCAGCUCUCCCUCAUGGACAUGAUGUACAUCUCCACCACGGUCCCCAAGAUGGCACCCAACUCCCUGUCCACUAGUGAGACCAUUACAUUUUGGGGCUGUGCUCUCGAGUCUUGGUGGAUCCAAGCCCAGCUGCUGGGUUUCAUGUCCUCUGACCGGCAAGUGGACAUCUGCCGCCCUGUGCACUUCCAGCUCACGAGCAGGGAGAGCCUGGGCUGCGUGCUCACGGGAGUGUGGGGCAGCAGUGCUGCCACGUCCUCAACGCACACGCUGUACGUAUUUCAGCUUCCCCUCUGCAGGGCUCUGCGCACCGACCACUUCUUCUGCGAGGUUCCAUCCCUGCUGCCCGUGGUCUGUCGGGACACGUCCCAGUGUGAGCCCACAGUCCUGGGGAGCGGAGUGCCGAUCCUGCUGCUGCCAUUCCUGGCCAUCCUCGCUUCCUACAUGGUGCUUGUUGUCAUAUUCCAGGUGAGCUUGGGCACAGGACCGACGGAAGCUGUUUCCACCUGCACCUCCCACCUGUCCCUGACAAGCCUGUCCUAUGCCACCACCCUCUCCACCUGCACCAGGCCACACUCCUUGCAUCCCCCAGCACAGGACAAGGUGGUGGCAGUAUUUCACACCAUGAUCACAGCUCUCCUGAACCCCUUUAUCUACAGCCUGUGGAAUAGGGAGGUCAUGGGGGCAGCGAGGAAGACUGUUGGGGCAAGGGACAUUGGUGCGGUCACCUGCCUUUAGGAGUCCUGUGCUGAUUGAGGCUUCAACAUUGGAAGAGUUACUCCUGAAAAUUGCCAUGAAAGAGGCAGAUCCCAGAUACCUGUAUAUCAGCCUGAGAAACAGGGCUUCUCACACUUGCUCAGUCCUGAAAGCAGUAGAGCACAACUUUGUCAACUUGGAACACAACGUCCCCAUCACGCCCACUCACAGCACUGACAGUGUGAACUUCCUUGUUAGUGUCCUGAAAAAUAAUCCAUAGAAAAUAAAAUC
Sciurus carolinensis (gray squirrel) is the source of this 1580-nucleotide messenger RNA. Its product is annotated as olfactory receptor 2AK2-like. Gene Ontology annotation, cellular component: membrane. The record is from RefSeq and is a predicted model, not a curated record. Gene Ontology annotation, molecular function: olfactory receptor activity. Gene Ontology annotation, biological process: G protein-coupled receptor signaling pathway. Lineage: Eukaryota; Metazoa; Chordata; Mammalia; Rodentia; Sciuridae.